UGGAUCUUGGUUUGUUAUAUAAAUCAAGAAACAAAAUCCAACCAUUUUCGUAAUUACUGCUUUUGCAUUUCGAACUUCUUCUCUUUCAAUAAAUUUUUACAACGGAGAUGGUCCCAAUCAAUACGGUCCGACCGUCGAUUUCUUGUUCUUCUUCUUCCGGUUUCGAUACCGGACCGUCGGCACCGGUUCCCAAAGUUGGAUUCGUUAAGUUACCAAGGUCGAACGGCGGUAACCAUGCCAGGUUGAGCUUAGUUCAGGCGACGGAGGAAUCCACUGUUGCGACGACGAAUGGUCGUGUUGCUGCAGUUUCCGGUGAAAAUGCCCAUCAGAUGGCCACUAAUGGAAAGGCAGGUAACAUAGUAUGGCACAAAAGUUCAGUUGAUAAAGUUCAUCGUCAAGAGUUACUUCAGCAAAAGGGUUGUGUCAUAUGGAUUACGGGUCUCAGUGGUUCAGGGAAGAGCACAUUGGCAUGCGCGCUGUGCCAUGCCUUGUAUUCAAAGGGAAAGUUGACUUACAUCCUUGAUGGUGAUAAUGUUCGGCAUGGCCUAAACCGUGACCUUACUUUUAAAGCUGAAGAUCGUGCAGAGAACAUUCGAAGGAUUGGAGAGGUGGCAAAGCUCUUUGUUGAUGCUGGCGUCAUCUGCAUUGUCAGUGUGAUAUCUCCCUACCGAAGAGACAGGGAUGCAUGCCGCGCGCUGGUACUAGAUGGAGAUUUCAUUGAGGUGUUCAUGGAUGUGCCAAUCGAAAUAUGCGAGGCAAGGGACCCAAAGGGCCUGUACAAACUUGCAAGAGCUGGAAAAAUUAAAGGUUUUACCGGUAUUGAUGACCCAUAUGAACCACCUCUGAAUUGUGAGUUAGCAUUACCACCAAAGGGAAACAGCUGUGCUUCCCCAUGUGAAAUGGCUGAAACUGUAAUAUCUUACCUGGAGGAGAAGGGGUACCUUCACGCAUAAGAAAACCCGGUAACAUAAGUCUUUUUGGAACCAAUGAAAUUCGUUUCUUUUCUAAAUCAAGGAAAAAAACCUUAUGGUUCCCUGUAUCUGUAUGAUCCUGUUUCUGGCAUGAAGGAAACUUAAUUGUUUCCUGUAUGUGUAGUUUUAUGUUAUUGUAUUAGAUAGUUAAUCAAUCGAUUAAUUAGAAUCUGUUUCCUGUAUUAGGCCUUAUUAAAAGCCAUUGUAAUGGGGGGAGUAUUUGGGAAUGGAUUAGGUGGCAAAUAAAUUGGUGAUUUGGUGUAUGAAUUUGUAUCAUAUGGCAUUGUAAUGAAUUUGCUUAUGAACAAACUCAGAUUUUUCUCUUUUAA
This is a messenger RNA of Gossypium raimondii (Peruvian cotton), 1300 nucleotides long. Its product is annotated as adenylyl-sulfate kinase 3. The transcript is spliced from 7 exons. Gene Ontology annotation, biological process: sulfate assimilation. Gene Ontology annotation, molecular function: ATP binding; adenylylsulfate kinase activity. The record is from RefSeq and is a predicted model, not a curated record. NCBI's taxonomy places the organism in Eukaryota, Viridiplantae, Streptophyta, Magnoliopsida, Malvales, Malvaceae. The coding region runs from base 108 to 953 and encodes 281 amino acids.